Messenger RNA from Nothobranchius furzeri (turquoise killifish), 3351 nucleotides. The record is from RefSeq and is a predicted model, not a curated record. Lineage: Eukaryota; Metazoa; Chordata; Actinopteri; Cyprinodontiformes; Nothobranchiidae.
GUGCAGUUACGGGAGAACAAAAAAAAUAAUGAUAAUAAUGGUCAGGGAAACGGAAUCUGCCAGCAUCAGCUUCCUUUGAUGAUGUCAUAAAGGGCACAGUCCUAUAUAAAGGGCAAACAUAAAGCAGGCACACAGACAGCUUCAUUUGCAGAUUGGUUUUAGACCUGAACAGACCUACAAUGGCUACUGGUGGACCACACGAGGGAAACAUGGAGGUAUUUUCAGACACAUAUGAAGCUGAAUUAGACCAAAGAUAUGAGAUUUUACAAAGAGAAUUACGAGAUCUGGAAGUCAAAAAACUAGUUUUUGGUAACCAGGAACGCGACUUUGAACAAAGGGUGGAUGCGUUUGAGAAAAACAUAGCUUGCAUCAGGAAAAGUCUCCAAGAGGAAAGACAGAAAUUGGAAACAAAAACGCAGGAUCUGGAGAAAAGAGAAUGCCACUUUGAGGAUCAACAAAAGAAACUAACGAAUCAUGUUGAUGAACUAAAGACUAGCUCUCAGAAAGGAAGAGAUAAUUUUGUUUCAACUCAGUUACUCGACGAACACAGAGUAAAGAUUGAGUUGGAAAACAGGGAACUGCAGAAACAAAGACAAGAAAUUCAAGAUGAGUGGAAUAAGAUUAAAGAAACUCAAAUUGCAAAUUGUGAGAUGGCCAAAAACUUGAAUAAGACACAAGAGAAAGUCAGAGAUUUAUGGAAAGCUUUACAGGUAAGCGAAGAGAGAUCAACAGAAGAAAUUAACAACUUGAAAAGAGAUCUGGAAAGACAGAAAUUAGAGUUUAUCGAAUCUAAGGAACAAACAGAAAGGGAGUUAACUGCAGAAAAGCAGGCUCUCCGCGAUGAGAAGGAGCGUUUAAACGCUGGGAAAAUUACUCUACAGAACCAGAUCGUUGAGUUUCAGACUGAAUCAGAGCAGAUCCGACAGAUUCUGCUCAAAGACAAACUAGAUGUUCAACUUCUGAGAGAAAAUCUGCAGGAGGACAAAUUGGAGGUAAUGAAAACAGCAGAAGGGUUUGUGAAAGAUUUAAACGAAAGUUUACAGGAUUUGAAGGAGAAGCUGGAAUUUCUGAGUCUUGAGAAGAGAAGUCUGGAGGAAGAAAAACAACGUUUCCUGAUGACCAAGUCAGAAUCAGAGAAGGAACAAGGGAGGCUUUACAAAAUCCUCGAGGAAGAAUUAGACAAUUUGCAUUUGGGAAAACAAAGUCUGGAAACACAAGUGAUGGACUUUAGGGAAGAAAUUGCUGCAGCAGGUAAGAUCUUAAAAGAGAAGGAAACUGCUCUAGAAGAAGGGCUGGAGGGUCUGAGAUUUCAGAGAGAAACUCUGGAGGAAGAAAAGACAAAUUUCCAGCUAACAAAGUUCAGAUCGGAAGAGGAGAAUAAGGGAAUACAGGCUUACCUCCAACAAGAGCUGAAAAAAUUACGAGUUGGGCAACAGAGUCUAGACAAACAGAUGAUGGAGUCUGAACAGAGAAACAUAAACUCAGAGCAGAUCAUUCAAGACAUUCGACAGGUUCUUCAGGAAGAGAGAGACUGUUUAGUAAUGCUCCGACAAAACCUGGAGGAAGAGAAACAACGUUUCCUGAUAACUAAGUCAGAAUCAGAGAAGGAACAAGGGAUGAUUUACAAAUUCCUCCAGGAAGAAUUAGACAAUUUGCGUUUGGGAAAACAAAGUCUGGAAACACAAGUGACGGACUUUAGGGAAGAAAUUGCUGCAGCAGGUAAGAUUUUAAAAGAGAAAGAAACUGCUCUAGAAGAAGGGCUGGAGGGUCUGAGACUUCAGAGAGAAACUCUGGAGGAAGAAAAGACAAAUUUCCAGUUAACAAAGUUCAGAUCGGAAGAGGGGAAUAAGGAAAUACAGGCAAAAGAGCUGGAAAUAUUCCAAAUUAGGCAACAAACUCUCAUCAAACAGAUGACAGACUCUGAAGAGAGAAACAUAAACUCAGAGCAGGUCAUUCAAGACAUUCAACGGGUUCUUCAGGAAGAGAGAGACUGUUUAGUAACGCUCACACAAAACCUGGAGGAAGAGAAACUAGAGUUUAUGGAAAAAAGGGAAGCAGAAACUCACCUUUUAAAGGAGAAACAACAAGCUCUGGAAGAAGGGGUUGAACUUUUGACUCAAGAGGUAAUUAAUUCUUUGGAAGCGAGAAUGGAUGAAAUUGACAGACAUGUUGGACAAUGUUUCCAGCUUCUUCAAGAGGAAGAGGGGGAUUUAGAUCAGAUUGUGCAGGAGCUGGAAGCAGCAUUUUUAAAUGUCGAAGACGAGCAGCCACCUGUGGAGGACGAGUCAGACAGUCCCACAGCUGCGUCUGAAGAUCUGGGGGAACUGAAUUUAGAAAAAACAGUGACUACCCAGGUACCCAGUGACGGGAACCCAACUGUUCCCAGUCUUCAUGAUGAUAACGACGAGCUUCCAGAGAACCCCGGGCCUGCCCAUGGGAGCGCUGAAGAAGAAUGGGAGGCUGAAGAAGACUGGGAGGCUGAAGAGCCAACGCCUUCUACAUCUGGCCUAGGAUCCAGCUGGGACUAUUCCGACUUCUACUAGAGACGACUUCUUCCAGAACACCAAUGAAGAUCAGAAAAGCAUAUAAAAGUGAAGUAGGGAGCUUGGCAUGGGUUUAGAUUUUUUAAAACUAGGAAACAGAGAAUUUGAAUCAGGAAAACGUAAAAUUUUCAGAGAGAAGAAACUGAAUGGGUGAGAGAGUAGAUGCUGCAGACCUGCAGGAACAGGAUUGCAGGCAGAGGAAAUAAUACGAGCAGCCAAUCUAAAUUUAGUAAGUAGUAACACACAGUAACACGAGGGGUUAAACAAAGGCUCAAAGUUUAGAAGAGCAGAAAAUUAACCUGUAGUUCUUCAAGAGCUUCUGCGGGAGGAAAUAGGAAUGGGUUAAAGAUUUUAGCUCUAACAAUUACGCUUAUCAGAGCUUCUAGUUUCCGUAGACUAAGAGUCAAUACCUUAGAUGGGUUGGCUCUUGAUUUAAAAUGCCACUACAUUAGAGAGUUUUUACACUAUGUGUCUAGGAUGUAGCUUCUUCCACCACCAGGUACUAAAAUAAAAACGAAGAAAAAAAAACGCAGCACAGGUGACAUCUCAACCGAUCAAAUCAUUUCUGUGUCUCCGUGUGCUGCGUGGGGGUUUUCUCUGGGUGCUCCAGUUCACCCCCAACCCCAAAUCCUAAAAUCCUGACACGUUAAGCCUAAUUUAUACUUCUCCGUCAUCGCCACGAGGGAGAGGCACGCUCGCACGGAUGGAGACAAUUUGCCCUCAGACUUCUCCGUCUCCUGGGGAGUGUUGCAAAGCAAUUCCCCGCUAGGACAUUUAACCCUCUCAGGCUCAAAAUAAGUUUUGAUAA